AUGUCGAACGGAGACCAAAAUCUGAAUGUUAUAAAGGAGAAAAUAGGCUUUAUUGGAGGGGGUAAUAUGGCAAAAGCGAUAUGUGAAGGCAUUGUUAAGAAAAAUAUAAUUAAAUACUCUCAAGUCUACAUAUCAGCUGCGAGAAAUGAAAGCUUGGAGUACUGGCAAAAGAAAGGUGCCCAUGCUACGACAAUAAAUGGAUCUGUAGUUGACGAAGCCGAUAUUAUUUUUCUUGCAGUAAAACCACACAUAUUACCUGAAGCAAUAGCAAAUAUUUUAGAUUAUAAAAAUGAGAAAGACAAAAGUUAUAAAUCAAAGUUGUUUGUUUCUAUUUUAGCUGGGAUUACUAUAGCUCAACUCGAAAGGGCUUUGGAUUUUACAGAAAAUAGAAUUAUCCGUGUGAUGCCCAAUACACCAAUGAUGGUGGGGGAAGGUUGCACAGUGUUUUGUCCAGGACAAAGAGCGACCGAAAGCGACGUAAAUGUUGUAAAAACCAUUUUGGAAGUUUCCGGUGUUUGUAAGCAAGUACCGGAGUCCUUAAUUAAUGCCGUUGGAGCCCUAUCAGGAAGUGGACCGGCAUUUGUUUACUUGAUGAUUGAAGCGCUGGCAGAUGGCGGUGUUAAACAGGGGAUUCCCAGGGAAAUGGCCGUUCAGUUUGCCGCGCAAACCGUUUUAGGCGCUUCCAAGAUGGUUUUGGAUUCUGGGAAGCACACGGGACAGUUGAAAGAUGAAGUUUGUUCUCCGGGAGGGACGACUAUAACGGGAAUUCAUGCUUUGGAAAAAGCAGGAGUAAGGGGGGCACUCAUGGAUGCGGUAGAAGCAGCAGCAAAAAAAUCUGCGGAAUUGGGAGAAAAGAAACAUUAA
This is a messenger RNA of Brassicogethes aeneus, 864 nucleotides long. Lineage: Eukaryota; Metazoa; Arthropoda; Insecta; Coleoptera; Nitidulidae. The record is from the annotation of a GenBank genome assembly.